Messenger RNA from Torulaspora delbrueckii, 2808 nucleotides. RefSeq names its product exoribonuclease II (gene DSS1). The coding region runs from base 1 to 2808 and encodes 935 amino acids. Gene Ontology annotation, molecular function: RNA binding; 3'-5'-RNA exonuclease activity. Lineage: Eukaryota; Fungi; Ascomycota; Saccharomycetes; Saccharomycetales; Saccharomycetaceae. The record is from RefSeq and is a predicted model, not a curated record. Gene Ontology annotation, biological process: mRNA catabolic process. The transcript has a single exon. Gene Ontology annotation, cellular component: exosome (RNase complex); P-body.
AUGGCUGUGAAUUACUUUCGGAGGUCACUGCAUGUGUCUCGUACGGUGCUGAGGUCUGUCAGAAAUGGUGGGAGAAGACCCAGGCUGCCAAAUGAAGAACUGGUUAUACCGGCAGUGCCGGUGGAACAAGAAAGUGCUGAGCUAAGUCCUGAGGACAUCGAAAGGAUUAAUUUACAGUUUUUGUCGCGAACUAAGGAUCUAGAACCUGGAAUGGAAGUUAAACAGUUACCUCAGAUAGGGCGUGAGUUUCGUGAUAGAUUCGAUGCGCGGUACUAUGAGCCCUCUAAAAUAUGGUUCGAAAAGAACUGGCUUAAUAGAACCAAAUUUAGUAGGAAAAUGCUUAAUGCAGUACCUAGGAAGGAGGAUACAAAGGAAGUGUUUCAAUACAAAGCCAGUGCGUUAAUGGCUAAGCCGUUAGAUGUUGGAGACUUAGUCUUACUCAAGUCGCAUCCUUCAGAGCUAAGUAUGUGCAUAGACGUUCCCUCUAGCACAAAGGAUCCGCGUUACUGUUUCACAACGGUGGAUGGUUCUUUGAAGUUUGGUUCCAGAAGUCUCGUUUUAAUGCGCAUUCCGCACUCUCUGCCCCAAGAGCUGUCUAAAAUGGCGGCUCUGCUAGUGAGGGAGGCGAAACAUGGAUUCGAACCUAUUGGAACUAUCAAGAAUCAAGCAAAUGAGACUCUCGUGCUACCUGUGAUAGCCCGACAACUUGUGACAAGCUGCGUUACGCAGCGUAUUUCAAAAAGUGCUUGGGACCAACUACCAGUAACAAUAAAAAAGCUAGAGCUUUUACACAGAAGACUUCAAGACUCUACUGGGCCCGUGCCAGUACCGUUUUUUGACCUUGUGAUGAUGAUACAGUCACUGGAUAUUACGAAGGCGAUCUCCAAUAGGGAUGGCGAGCCAUACAUACGAGAUGUGAUAGAGAACUCUAGGACCGGCUCCACAUCUACGAUCGACUCCUCGUGUGCAUUGGCGACUUACUGGGCCAUAGAGGCACAGCAAAAAAACCACCUAUUCGGAGAUAUACAAAUUAGCGGAGCGCUUCUUUCACCUGUAUCGGUGUUGAUCUUGCCAUUUGCGUCUCAGCAUCUUUUCUACUCCGAACUAAAGGAACAAUUAAAGUCAAAUGGUCAGGAGGCGAUCCAGGAAUUUAGCAAACUGGCCAACAAAGGGAAAUACACCGAGUUAACUACAAGGUUCCCUCAUAUCAUUCAAGUUCUAAAAGGUUAUGCUGCGGGGAAUUUGCACAAUGAUGAGGGAAUUGUGUCUUUAAUAGCGGCUAUCUUUAGGAAAAUUGACGAGUUUAAAGACAACGACAUCACUAGAGAUGCGUGUGAAAAACUGCUGUCCAGAACAUUGCCCCAAGGUACAGUUGAAAAUCCGAUAUAUGCCAAUUUCACCCUGGGUUUACCAGACAGCUCAGCCAGAAGUCGAACACAGCAACAAGUCUACGACCUUUCUAAACCAGCUUCUGCCCAAUCUACUGAAAACAGACAUGACUUUAAGCACCUGCGCGUUUACUGUAUCGACUCCGAGGAGGCUCACGAGAUUGAUGAUGGUAUAUCGAUCGAAGACUGUGGCAACGGGAAAUAUACGCUGCAUAUACACAUUGCAGACCCUGCUUCGCUUUUCCCAGAGAGUGAAUCAAGCGAGCAAAGUGGCAUCAAUGAUGAAGUACUCAAGGUAGCAGCCGAGAGGUGUUUCACUACCUAUUUGCCUGAUGUAGUGAGUCCGAUGUUACCUCAGACUUUUACUACAGUAUGUGACCUUGGCCACCAAGGUAAAAAAACAAAGACUAUCACUUUCUCCGUCGAUGUUCUGGUCAAAGAUGGAGCUAUUAAGAUAUUCUUCGACAGUUAUAAGAUAAGGUUAGGCCUGGUAUCCAAUUUCCCCAAGGUAACCUAUGAAACAGUAGACAGAUACUUGAGCGAGCCGAAAAACGUUAAUGAAGAAAUUCUUUAUGACCUAAAGCUGAUGCACAAGAUUGCAGAAAUUUUGAGAGAGGCCAGAAUUCAAAAGGAUGGUGCCAUUGUAUUUGGAAGUGGGUUCAAUCAGGGACUCGUCGCAGUGUCUCCAGUUGAUCAAGAAAUCUCCUUCUUCGAUCAGAAAGAAUCAAAAUCAACACUGCUCGUCUCAGAGUUUAUGAUUCUAGCGAACAGUUUAGCUGGGCGUUUUUUUGCAGAGAAGGAGAUUCCUGGUAUAUUCAGAACGUAUCAACCACUAACCUUACGAGGCCAAGCCGACCAGGAGUACGAAAGAAUGAAGAAGAGCGUCAAGAAAGGCAUACUACCUACCACCAAAGAUAUAAAUAUGUUGUCUUCACUGCUUAACUCCAGUUUCUACUGCGAAUAUCCCACUGCCCAUGCCAUGAUCGGUGCUUCGCAAUACCUGACUGUUACUUCUCCAUUGCGUAGGUUCCCAGACAUCAUCAAUCAUCUACAAAUCCACAGGGUACUAAGAAACUUACCAUUGUGCUUCACGGAAGAUGCACUCAGUAAGAUGCUAUGGCAUAUACAACUCAGAGACGCAGCUUUGAAAAAGGCUUCUGCCCACCAAGCAUCCUACUGGACGUUGAAAUAUAUCAAAAAUCUCAUCAGAGAUACUCCUCAUCAACGCUUCGACGUUACAAUCACCUCAGUGCCCCAGCUAAACGUCGCCAGAUGCGUUCUUGCCAACUUUCCAUCUGCUCGCGGAGUCCUCAAAUUGAAGCCAAGUGCUACUAAUAUUCCAACAGUCGGUGAUACCGUGAAAGGAUGCAAAGUGAGCAAGAUUGACUGUCUCGACAGCUUGUUGGAAUUGGAGCUUUGA